Messenger RNA from Sus scrofa (pig), 2690 nucleotides. Lineage: Eukaryota; Metazoa; Chordata; Mammalia; Artiodactyla; Suidae. The record is from RefSeq and is a predicted model, not a curated record.
GCCUGCCGGCCUGGGGGGCAGAAGAGCUUGGGUACUGGGUUUGCUCCAGCAGGCACUGGCUCCAGGGACCCAGUAGGCUUUGUUAAUCCUCGAGGCGCCGGAGGAGGACCAGCCUGCACUAUGAGGCCGUGGCUCCUGGCCUGCCUGGUGGCCUGCUUCGUGGGUGCCUGGGCUCCUGCUAUCCAUGCUCAAGGUACUGUCUCGGACAUGUCUGCCCCCCUGGGGCCAUCCUCUCCCCAUCCUUCCAGUGUUUCCCCCACUGUGUGCCUGUCUCCUCCGUCUGGAAGCCUCCCCUGAUUCCAUCACCAUUGAAUUAAUUCUCCAACAGACAGCACCCCACUCCUGGCAUCUGUGCUGCUUCUUAGGGGUGCAUGGUUCUCUUCCCCUCCUUCAAGGGCCCCUUGGCACCUCCUCCACCAUCCAUGACCCAAGGCUUCCCUCCGGACUCCAACCAGUCCAGGGGCUGUGGGGAGCAGAGGGUGAAUCUUAGCAGCGGCAUGGCUGCUGACCUACUGUCUGGGACACACUGCAGUGUCCUGAGCCUGCAGAGCCAGGGGUACAGGGUGAGAUCAGAGUCUGGGAGACCAACAAGAGUGGGUCUCCAUCUCGGCUUUCCCCACCCAGGCUCACUGUAUGGCCCUGGCUGAGAGUUGCUACUCAGCCUUCAGGAGCCCCAGUUUUGUCAUCUGCAAAGUGGGGCUCCAAAUUCCCACUGCAAAGAUGGGACGUGAGGACCUGAUGGGCUGAUGUCUGCAAAACUCUUGGCUCACUGCCCAGCAGCAACACGGAUAACCAUUACUGUUAUUAAUGAGGAAUUCCUUCCCUCUUCUCCCUAGAUUAGGCACUUGAGGGUAUGGGCGACCAAAGGCCAUUCUGGAGCCCUGCCACUGGGCUCUGCCUCCCUGUGAGCCCUAGCAGUUGGCCAAGCAGGACUCCUGGCCAGGUGGAAGCUCCAUGGCCUCCCCACCUGCCCCACCUGCACCUCAUUAGAUCUGAGAGGCCCUAGCCCUACCCCCCAGGAGACCUUAGCCUUUGCCCAGGAUGGGGCUGGGCUUUGUUCCCAUUGUCUUGCUAUUAGAGGCCCAUUUCAGGAGCCAGGCCACCCAGGCUGGGCCCUUUGAUCCUGGGAACAGAGCAGCCCGGGAACUGCCUGCCUGACCCUGCAACAUAGGGUCCAUCUGCCUCUACUGCUCCUUGCUCUUGGGGUCAACAUUGAGAGAUAGAGGGAGCCUUCAAGCCCUCCCCAUGCCCCUCUCAGGACUCAGGUGUGUGGCCCCUGGAGACAGGGGUUGGCAGAGGGACAGAUCCCAGAGGACCUUGAAGGGCCAGCACGCCAUCUCCACAUUAAUUCAUCCUCUGUUCAUUCCACCCACUCAACCUCCCAGACCCUUCCUUCGGGCACCAGCAGCUCUUCCUCCAAGCCCCCCGCCCCACAGCAGGUCCCUGCUCUUUCCCCUCCCAUCAUGGGGACUGAGAGAAAGAGGCACUUGAGACAGCCCUAGGUGGGAAAGAGCCAGCCCAGAGCAGGAACUGGGACAUCUGGUAAGAGGAGGCACUGGGCUGGGAGUGGUGGCCCCUUCUCAGGGUGCUGCACCCCUUCCUUGCCCUCUGCCCCAGAGCAGGAGUGCAAAUGGCCCUGGUCCCCCCUUUAUUUCAUGGUCCUGGGGUCAUUCCAGCCAGUGCCUGUGGGGUCCUCUCCAGCUGCUGCCAGCUGUCCCCUUAUCAAGGACCAAAGGUGAGCCAGGUGGCUUCCUUACCUCCCCAGCUAUCCCCAGGCCUCCACAGGGCCUGGGAGGGUUGCGAUGUGUGCACGGCAAGUGCUCACGUCUGUGGCCAUCCCUGCAAAGGGCACACGUGGCUGCACACACAAAUGCAGAGAUGUGAGCCUGUGGGUGGCUGUGUGAUCGCAGGUGCCUUUGAGGACUGCUGCCUGGCCUACCACAGCCACAUUAAGUGGCGCCUGCUCCGGCGCGCCCACAGUUACCAGCGCCAGGAUGUGAGCGGGAGCUGCAACCUGCCUGCUGUGAUAUUCUUCUUCCCCCAGAAAGACAAGAUGGUGUGCGGGAAGCCAGGGGCCAAGUGGGUGCAGUUUGGGAUGAAGAUCCUGGACAAUCGGAAUAAGAAGGACUCAAAGCCCCACCACAGCGGCCGGAGAUUCUUCCAAGGCCCUCAGUCUGGAGUGAGGAAGUUGAGCUCUGGAACCUCCAGGCCUCUGCUGUUGAAGUUUAGUGGUCCCACCAGAAGCAGCAAGAGGAAAGCCUCCCUCCUGACAACAGCUAUUCCAGGACCAUGAGCCCACAGUUCCCCAGGAUCACCCAGCACAAGAUGGGUGGGAACUUUCGCCAACACCAUUGUCACGCUGCUGCCUCAGCUGCCCCAGCCCUUCUGUCCUUCAGGGCAAAUCUCAAUCCUGGCACCUGAGGCUGCCCUGGUUCCCUCCCUGUCACCCCUGCCACCUCUGGCUCCCUGGUCAGCUGGAACGAAGGAGCUGAUCUUAUUUCAAGCCCUGGGUCUGCUUUGGGCACCAGAGUCAGCCCGGCCUAGACAGUGGUUCUUGGAAAAGGACCAUUGUCACAGUUGCUUACCUGCAGAGCCACACCUGGCUGUGUCCCUUUGGGUCCUUGCAAAGCUUCAGUUCUCUCCCAGGAUGUGCCUGUUUGUAGCUUUUAAAUAAAUCUUUGGUAGGAUUC